Anastrepha ludens (Mexican fruit fly) is the source of this 1244-nucleotide messenger RNA. RefSeq names its product dolichol-phosphate mannosyltransferase subunit 1 (gene Dpm1). Gene Ontology annotation, biological process: GPI anchor biosynthetic process; protein O-linked glycosylation via mannose. The coding region runs from base 101 to 826 and encodes 241 amino acids. The transcript is spliced from 3 exons. The record is from RefSeq and is a predicted model, not a curated record. Gene Ontology annotation, cellular component: endoplasmic reticulum membrane. Lineage: Eukaryota; Metazoa; Arthropoda; Insecta; Diptera; Tephritidae. Gene Ontology annotation, molecular function: dolichyl-phosphate beta-D-mannosyltransferase activity.
CAAAUUGUGUUCAGAACACACGUCAGCCGGUUGUGUAGGUUUGUGUACUUUUAUAACAGCUUACAAUUAAAUUAAGGACAAAAUAUUAAAUAGAAGCGAUAUGCUCGCCAGUGAACGUAAAUACAGCAUAUUGCUGCCUACAUAUAACGAAAAGGAGAAUUUGCCUAUUAUAAUUUGGCUCAUUGUCAAAUAUCUCACUGAAAGUGGUUUUAAAUAUGAAGUUAUUAUAAUUGACGACGGUAGUCCUGAUGGCACUUUGGAUGUUGCUAAAGAUCUGCAGAAAAUCUAUGGCGAAGAGACAAUAAUACUACGGCCGCGUGCGUCAAAAUUAGGUCUUGGUACUGCUUAUAUACAUGGCAUCAAGCAUGCGACGGGAGAUUUUAUUAUUAUAAUGGACGCCGAUUUAAGUCACCAUCCCAAAUUCAUUCCCAAGUUCAUUGAGCUGCAAGCGAAGGAAGAUUACGAUAUAGUCUCUGGUACACGGUAUGGUGGCGAUGGUGGAGUUUAUGGUUGGGAUUUUAAGCGCAAGCUUAUUUCUCGUGGUGCCAACUUUCUUUCUCAAAUUUUGCUCCGCCCAAAUGCCUCUGACCUGACGGGCUCGUUUCGUCUAUACAAAAAGAAUGUUCUUGAGAAAUGUAUUUCCAGUUGUGUGUCAAAGGGAUACGUCUUCCAGAUGGAAAUGUUAGUGCGUGCACGUCAGCAUGGCUUCAGCAUUGGUGAGGUGCCCAUAACUUUUGUAGACCGCGUUUAUGGUACUUCAAAGCUUGGCGGUACGGAGAUAAUACAAUUUGCCAAAAAUUUGUUAUACUUAUUUGCUACAACAUAAAAGUUCUGUAUAUAGCGAUAUUUCUCUACAACCGGAAUACACUAUAAGUCGAAAAAUAGAUUAAAAGAACGGGAAUAUGUAUUACGUAUUGGGUUUUAUAUAUUUUCUGCCGCAAAUUGCAUUACACUUUAAGCUAACGAUUUUUUAUGACCUUGGCAGCUAAAAUAACAUCGUGAUUUGUCGAAAAUUUUGUUAAUGGUGGAUAAAUGUUACACCAACCAUUCAGUGACGGUUUAAGCGCUGAAAUAUGGAAUGGAAGUCGUCAUUGCCGUUACAAGUACCAAAUACCGAAAAUGGAUUGACAGAAUAACUAAUGUAAAGCCAGUCGUUGAAGAAAUUUAAAUGAAAUUGUGUAUCAUAUUUAUGGCAACUUUUAUUCUUUCCAAAAAUAAAAAUUGCUAUUUUAUUUACAACCAUA